Seriola aureovittata is the source of this 5867-nucleotide messenger RNA. It is a transcript of the gene ncam1b, whose product is annotated as neural cell adhesion molecule 1b. The record is from RefSeq and is a predicted model, not a curated record. NCBI's taxonomy places the organism in Eukaryota, Metazoa, Chordata, Actinopteri, Carangiformes, Carangidae. The transcript has 21 exons. Gene Ontology annotation, molecular function: cell-cell adhesion mediator activity. The coding region runs from base 230 to 3925 and encodes 1231 amino acids. Gene Ontology annotation, biological process: homophilic cell-cell adhesion; axon guidance; dendrite self-avoidance. Gene Ontology annotation, cellular component: axon; plasma membrane.
UGUCAGUCAGACUUUGAACAGUGCACUGGCGCUCAUCACCGCUAAUCUCUGACCACUGCCUGUCAUCAACGACGCUGCUACUGACACUUAUCACCAACCAGCUGAGAUAUAUAGAUUAGGAUGAACAGUUGCUAAGAGAGGCAGGAAACCCAGGGGCAACACCGUAGGGACCGAGCGGAGAUUAAACGUAAGCUUCGCCGUUUAACGUUCACGUUACUCGGGAGUUGCGAUGGUCCAGUCAAGGGAUAUUUUUUUAGCCUUGCUUCUUGUGGGCUGUACAGUUUCACUGGAAGUGAUGAUCACACCAAGUCAUGGUGAGAUUAGUCUGGGAGAGUCCAAAUUCUUCAUGUGUGAAGUUGUAGGCGUUGCCAAGCACAUAGACUGGUUUGGGCCGAGCGGGGACAGGAUAGAACCGAACAGACCAGACAUAACAGUAACCCGUAAUGAUGAGUCAUCUUCCACGCUCACGCUGUAUAAAGCUGGCACUGAAAAUGCAGGGACAUACAAGUGUGUCGCUACCAAUGGAGACCAGCAAGCGGAGUCAACUGUCAAAGUGAAAAUCUUUCAAAAAAUCACCUUCACUAAUGCACCCUCACCCCAAGAGUUUACUGAAGGAGACAAUGCUAACAUUAUCUGUGAUGUCAUCAGUUCACCUCCUCCCACUGUACUAUGGAAAUAUAAAGGAGCCAAAAUACAGAUGGAAAAAGAUGUUCGGUUUAAGGUACUGAGCAACAAUCACCUUCAAAUCCGUGGCAUAAAGAAGACAGAUGAGGGCUCAUAUACCUGCGAGGGUCGCCUCAUGGCCCGCGGCGAGAUUGAUCUGCGGGUCAUCAAGGUCGUUGUGAACGUGCUCCCGACCAUUAGGGUAUGGCAGUCGGAGGUGAAUGCCACAGCAGAUGUCGGGCAGUCUGCCAUGUUGACUUGUGCUGUUGAUGGCUAUCCUGAACCCAUGGUGACUUGGACAAGGAACGAAGUGGUUCUCGAGGCAGGAGAGAAGUAUAGCUUUAAUGAAGACGGCUCAGAAAUGACAAUAAUGGAUGUUACCAAGCUGGAUGAAGGAGAGUACACCUGUAUUGCCAAGAACAAGGCUGGGGAAAGUGAGCAGGAGCUCAGUCUAAGAGUGUUUGUCAAACCUAAGAUCACAUACAUUGUAAACCAGAGCACGUCAGAGAUGGAGGAGCAGGUAACUCUAACUUGUGAGGCUUCAGGUGAUCCAACUCCCACCAUCAACUGGAGCUAUGGUGAACGCGUCUUCACUGAAGGAGAACAGGCACAUCUAAACAGGAUCUAUCAGGCAUCAUGGACUCGGCCCGAGCAGCACAAGAGUCUGGAUGGAAAUGUGGUGGUGAGGAGUGAUGCUCGUGUGUCCUCUCUCACUCUGAAGUAUGUAAAGUAUACAGAUGCUGGCCAGUAUCUCUGCACAGCACGCAGUGCCAUUGGAGAGGAUGAUCAGCAAACGUACCUGGAGGUUCGCUAUGCCCCUAAGAUACAAGGUGCAGUGGCAGUGUAUACCUGGGAGGGAAAUCCGGUGAAUAUCAGCUGUGAGGUGAUGGCUCAUCCCAAUGAUGUAUCUAUUGUUUGGCUGAGAGAUGGACUGCAGCUCCCCAACUCAAACACCACCAACAUCAAGAUCUUCAGAACUCCAUCAGCCAGCUACCUGCAGAUAACCCCCGAGUCUGAAAAUGACUUUGGGAGCUAUAACUGCACCGCCUCUAAUGAGAUGGGCACAGAGUCCAAGGAGUUCCUGCUCAUUCAGGCCGAGGUGCCAUCAGCACCAUCCAUCAGUGAGGUGAGGCCCUUCUCCACCACAGCACAGAUCCAGUUUGAGGAGCCUGAGUCCACUGGAGGUGUUCCUGUGCAAAAAUACAAAGUGGAGUGGAGGACGCAGCACAGGGGCAGCUGGGUGCACAGGGUAUUUGAGGUCGAAGAUGGCUCCAUCAGUGAGGUGACUAUCACAGGCCUGAAGCCAGAGACCAGCUACGAAGUGAAGUUGUCAGCCAUCAACGGCAAGGGUGAAGGUGAAAGCACUCCAGCUGAGUUCUUCAAGACAGAGCCUGUUCGGAAUCCCAAUCCUCCGAAGCUUGAAGGAAUACUUCAACCCAAAGGCAACUCCCUCAAAAUCAGCUGGAUCAAGCAAGACGACGGUGGCUCACCCAUCUUACAUUAUCUCAUCCGCUAUAAACCAAUACAAGCGUCAGAGUGGAAACCAGAAAUCCGACUGCCCAGCGGCAGCGAGUAUGUGGUUCUCAGUGGGUUGGAGUGGGAUACAGAGUACAAUGUCUAUGUGGUGGCAGAGAAUCAGAAGGGCAAGUCGCAGCCAGCAACCAUGUCCUUCAGGACGUCCACAGAGCCAGAUGCCAUCCCAGAUUUGGGUGAUGAGGCAGCGCUCUCCAUGGGCAUCAUGAUCUGGGCAGGGAUCCUUGUUGUGGUAUUUGUACUCCUGCUGCUGGCUGUGGAUGUCACCUGUUACUUUGUCAACAAAUGUGGCCUCAUCAUGUGCCUCUGUGGCAAAUCAGGCACAGGGACCAAAGGACACAACCUGGAGGAGGGCAAGGCAGCUUUCAUAAAAGAUGAGUCCAAAGAGCCGAUUGUGGAAGUCAGAACAGAGGACGAGUGCACAGCCAAUCAUAACGCAGCAGGACCUACAGAACCCAAUGAAACUACACCUCUCACAGAGCCAGAGCUGGCGGCUUUCACUGCUGCUCUGGCACUGGAAACCCUCUCCUCCGUAGCCACCAACUCUGACACAGCCACUGCAACAAUUGACCCCGCUCAGGACAGCCCCUCUAGCGAGACCACUACCCUCACUUGUAGCCUGUCUACCCCGGCCAACGACCCCUCACCCACCCCCAUCCUGGCCCCGGCCCCUACUCCAGAGUCGAACGCGACCCCACCGACUCCCCUCCUCUCUACGUCUGCCGUCGAGGCUAAAAUGGCCCCCUUAGUAGAACAAAGAGGAAACAACACCCCAGAAGAAAAAGAGAAAAAAAUCACUCCUCCUUGUACACCUGAACGGACUAAAGCUCAAAAAUCUGGGACACCGAUACCACCGAAGCGUCGACACUCUCCCAAACUUGCCGCUCUGAAUGCUAAAGGUAGCCCCUCUGUAUCUCCACUUGCUGCGUCUUCCUCAUCGUCCUCUCCUACUCUCGACACCAAGAAACCUGCUCCAAGCCCGCCGGUCGCCAAGCUUCCCAUGCAGCCACACGCUGUAGCCUUAGACACCAAAACACCAGCACAAACUGCCUCCAUUCGAGCAACCACUGCCCCUCCAAAACCAGACACUGAUUCAAAUACCACUGCCCCAGACUCCAGUGGUCGUAGCCUUACUGCCUUUGACACUAACAAACCUACUGACCAAACAAUUGAUAAUAACAUACCCACUGCCAAAGAUGCUGUUACUAGCUCUCCUUCAGUGAUCCACAGUGCUCUUAAAGUCCUGGAUGCUGAAGAACCUGCUCCUCUAGUUACAGACAUCUUCUCUGCUCUUCCUGUUACUGCCAUUUCUUCUGCUCCUGCCCCCCCCAGUCAAGAGGCACUGGUCUCGAAUGAUCUCCUCACAGCGGUGUCGGACACAUAUGACUUACUAACCCCCGACGUGGCACCCAGAAGUGCUAAUUUAGAGUUAGAGCUGACAAACGGGACCGAGAGACCCUCCCUGCCCUCGACAGACCUUAUUAGUUUAGACAGCCCGCCCUCUGCCCCCUCUCUGCCCAACGGAGACGGAGCAGACCUCCCCCCCUCAGGCCCAGUUCUGGAGGCAUCAGAGACUCUGGCCAAGACCGCUCCUCCUGUCAACGAUGAGAAGAUUUUUUCUGAUGAGAAAGUCAAACUGGAGGAGGCCGAAUUAUCAAACGCCCUGACGGAGAUCGCUGCAGAACACAACAGUAUCAUACAGACAAAAAGCACCGAGAGCAAAGCAUGAUGGGCCAGGGAAACCCCAGCCCAGUCCAAAACAUUUUGCAGCAGCAACAAGCAAGAAACACUGCAGGAGUUUUGAUUUCCAGUGCCCUUAACUACAUAUUCAAAACACACGUGUCGAUUGGUUAGAGCGCACUUUGACUGUGCUUUCAUUUCUGCUUUCAUUCAUGAAAUGUUUACUACACCCAAGGAGUUUAUCUUUAGGUCAUAAGAGAUUUGUUUUAUUUUUUUAUUCUUGUUUUAUUUAAACCAGUCAGGAUGAUUUAGAAAAUCUCUUAUUAUAAUGGUUGCUUGGUAAAUAUAUGAAAUUAGACUCUACUUUCUAUUGUGCUAACAGUUUAAAUUGCGACUGCACACAGGUAUUGGAUUACUAUGAGAAAUGUAAAAAAAAAAACUAGAAAUUAUUUUUGUUAUUUUCAUGUUCUACUGCUCAAAUGUAAAACUGUUUGCAUUUUUUUUUUGUUUGACUCUUAAUUUGUAGACUAGACUCAUUAAAUAGCUUGUUCUGCAUGUCUGACCUGCAAGUGGUUGUACAGUUUUGUUUACAAGGUUUAUUGUUUCACUCUGUCUGUUACAGGGAUGUUCCAUCUCUCACAGAUUUACUGGCAUUGAUUAAACAUAGGCCCGAGUUCAAUGUUUGGAUUAAAACCAUAUUUGCUAUGGUUUUAAAAAUACAGGAUUAACCCACAGCACGCUGCAGGGGGAAAGAGACUCAGAGAAUCCCACAACACAUCGACUGUGCUUCAUCAGAUCAGAUUUGGCCCAUUUUAUGAUCAGAUUUAUUCAGACUGUCACUGCUGUACAACAGUGGUAGUUAAAAAUAUUCAUUAAUAAAAUGUGUUUGAUUAAAAAAGGCAACUCAUUGAACACAAACAUUCACAGAAAGACAAAAAACGCAGAACUGCUGAUUCUCAGCCAAGGGUGGAAGAACCGUGAAUCAAGUGAUCAAAUGUCUUAUGAUCUUGAGCUAAAUAUACGGCACAUUUGUUUGGGGGGCAACAACUACGAUAGCUAUCACUUCUUCCUCACAUUAAAGCAGAUCAAUGGUCUGGCUUCGUGCUUUGAGUUGUGCUUUUGAAGCAAAAAAUAAAUAAAAACCCUCAAAAGCAUUUUUGUACUAUUUAAAAACUACAAAGAUUUCUUUUCCAUUCCUGCCUGCAAGCUUGUGCACUGUGCCUGUGUGUCAGUAGAUUGUCUUGUCAUCAGUUUCUAUGAUAAUCUGCAUAGCUUUGUCGUGAGAGAUUUAGCCUUUUCUUUUUAUUUAAUAUAUUGUAUUAUUAGAAUAAAAGUACGAUAAAUGGACUAAUGUGGUCAUUAUAACACGUGUAGUGUAUAAAACUGUCCGUCUCUGGUCACAGCACUAUAUAUUGCCAGCUAUAGUGAAGGGAGGUGUUUUGAGCCUUGGCAUGAAUUCAGUCGGUUCUUUAUAACGUAUAACUACAAGGCAGAUAGACGUGCCCAUGUUUGUUUGGGGCAAAUAGUUCUCAUAUUGAUUUAAUGAGUGUUAGCCUUUGGGGCUUGUUCUGGCAUAAAUACACAUUAUUUUCAUUUCUCUCCCCCAGGUGUUAUUCAAGUGUUCUGUAAUGUGGUCUUUGAAUUUCUUUAUUUUUUCUAUUUUUUUCUCAGUUUUUGUCUUUUUUGUAUAAAAAUCACUCACCAAGAGCGGCUGCUUGACAAGUUCAGGAAGCAGGGUGGUCCACCUGAAGCAGAGGAUCAAACUUUUUGUAAAAGCUUUAGAUAAUAGAUGUAAUGUCAAGAGAACCGAACAAAUACUAACAAAAAACAAGCUUUACCCACCUUGUACUCCACUGCUGUUACCAGACCACCUUGCUCCCUCGUCUCUGGACGCUCCUUUUGGUUUUAUUGGGUCAAACUCAGAAAAUAUCUGUUGUGUACAGUCUGAGUGCUAACCCAUUUACAAAAUAAAAAAUGGUUUCCGAAUCUAA